AUGGCGAUGCCUGGUACGGUGGCAAGGUUCCUGUUAGAGGGCCUGGUGGAAGUACGGCGAGAGGUAUGGCAGAUCCAGGAGGCUGCUGCCGCCCCACGUGUUUGCCCUGGCGGCACUGUAGCCCACCCACCAUCACCGCCAUCACCGCCAUCAUCACCAUUACCAUCUUCAUUUUCAGCACCACCGUUCCCCCACGACGCUGGAUUGUUACACACAAGCUCUGCAUCUGAAGGGUCCGACGCCGCAGCAGUAGCAGUAGCAGUAGCAGUAGCAGGUGGAGGCGGUGGUGGUAAUGGUGGUAAUGGUGGUGAUGGUGGUGGUGGUGGAGCCGCAGCGGCCACGGCAGCAGCAGCAGCAGCAGCGGCAGUGGGGGCACCUAAUGAGCCCGUUCCUGUCGUAGAUAGCGGCGCUGACAUCAGCAGCUGCAGCAGCAGCACCGGCGGCGGCAGUGACGGCGGCAAUGGCGGCAGUGAUGGCGGUGGCGGUGGCGGUGUGCUGAUUCGGUUUGGGCGGCCCGAGGAGGUGCUUCCCGGGCUUCUGACGCUGGCAGCGGAACACAACCCGCAGUUGCGGCACGUGUCCCUGCACCACCACCUGGACGUGCUGGAGGAGGCAGUGGAGGUGGAGAGGGAGGUGGCGGGGGCGCUGAGGAAGUGGGGCGCCGCAAGGGGUGUGAGUGUUUCCGUACACACCUAUUGGGACCGCACGCUCUACCACCCCGACGAUCUGCCGUACCAUCUGUAUGAUAGAGCAGCUAAGGCCUCGUCGCAGGGUGGAUCGGGCAUGGCCGGUGGCGGUCUCCCUCGGGCCCCGAGCCCCCCGCACAGCCCCACGCGGCCUCUGCCCCUCAACGCCGACAAGAACCGCUUCCGGAACCUCCCGCGGGUUAUGACGGACUUCCGCAAGGCCACGCAGGCCGCUGCCUCCGUACGACCUAGCCUGCCCGCCCCCACCGCCCUGCCGCCCCUGCCGCCGCCAUUCAACGAGGCGGCCCGCAGCCUGGAAAUGACUGCUCAGACUGUAGGACAACGGCAGCAGCAGCAGCACAUGCAGACGUCGGAGGAGGGCGCAGCGGGAGGAGACUGGGGCUUGGGCAGCAUUCCGCGGACGAUUGAGGAGGUGUACGAUGCAGCAGGGGCGCGAAGAGCGCUACAGCGCCUUCAGGAGCUGGUCGGGUUGGACUACAGCCAGCUACUGCCGCCAGUAGAGCCCGAAGGGCCACCGGCGCCACACGACCCGCGUACGGCAUUUCCCUUCCACGCCGGCUACAGCAGCGCCGUACGCCGCCUGCGGUACUACGUUUGGGGCCACCCGGAAGGGGCUCCCCCGGAGCUGCCAAGCGACCCACGGGACGGCGCCGGAUCCAGCUCCCAGCCGCAUGGGGCCCCCGUGAGCUCUCCACCCUCGUUGCUGUAUUUCACCAACACCCGGGCGCAGGCGGUUGGUGUGGACAGCAGCACUAAGUUGUCGCCCUUCGUGGCGCUGGGCUGCAUCACGUCGCGCCAAAUACAUGAGGAGCUGUCGACCACACCACCGCUUCCCGGGUCCUGUUUUGGAACCCUUGUAAGCUCCCCCUUCGCCCUGGCGGGGGUCAACCCUGCAUGGGUCUGUAUCCGCGCGCGGUGCACGUGCAGGUGGAGCAGUAGCUCAGUACCAGCCCCCGCCGAGUGUGAUUGGCUGGCCAUGCACCUGUGCAUCCGGGACUUCUUCAUCUUCACGACGCUCAAGGAGGGUGAUGCCGUACUGGACGAACGGGGCAUUAUGGGUCUCCCCGUCAGCUGGCGGAACGACAUGGAGACAUUCACUCGGUGGGCCCAGGGCCGCACGGGUCUCCCCUUCGUGGACGCCAACAUGCGGGAGCUGGCGGUCACCGGCUGGAUGAGCAACCGGGGCCGACAGAACGUGGCUAGCUUGCUGACCAAGGACCUGGGGGUAGACUGGAGAUGGGGUGCGGAGCUGUUUGAGAGCUUGUUGGUGGAUUGCGAUGUGGCGGUUAACUAUUGCAACUGGAAUUACUUUGCUGGUAUCGGGAACGACCCACGCAAUCGCCAUUUCAAGACCGUGACUCAGCCCUGGGCCAUGACGGCGGAGGAAGCUGAGCAGUACAGCUUUGUACUGGGCCGCGAUUACCCUUUUCCUUUGGUCGACCCGGCUAACCAUGUCGGCCAGCUGACGGGCACGGGGAAGCGCAGGAACAAGGCCAAGGCACAGACGUAA
Messenger RNA from Volvox carteri f. nagariensis, 2217 nucleotides. Its product is annotated as cryptochrome. NCBI's taxonomy places the organism in Eukaryota, Viridiplantae, Chlorophyta, Chlorophyceae, Chlamydomonadales, Volvocaceae. Gene Ontology annotation, biological process: photoreactive repair. The coding region runs from base 1 to 2217 and encodes 738 amino acids. Gene Ontology annotation, molecular function: FAD binding; DNA binding. The transcript is spliced from 13 exons. The record is from RefSeq and is a predicted model, not a curated record.